AUGGGCCGAGCAGAUGAAGGAUUACUGGAAGCAGGGUACUGGGAGCCGGCUAAGCCGACACCCAGCCCGUCCCUACUUACUUACGCUCAAGUUCUCUUUCAAUUUGUCCGCCCUUCAUUUUUGAGUAAAGCGGGGCCCCGAAGCACAAAACUCCGGCGUACUGCUUAUCUGGAUGGUCUGCGUGGCUUCGCAGCCCUGCUCGUCUACUUCGGCCACCAUGAGCUCUGGGCUCAUAAAGCCCAGCAUGCAGACCAGAUCCUGGAGAACGCGUUUGGGUACGAGACGCGGUAUUACAUGGUCACACUCCCUGGUGUCCGCACAUUCUUCUCUGGCGGUCAUCUGGCAGUGUCCUGCUUCUUCGUCAUUUCUGGCUACGUACUCUCGGCCAAACCUCUCGCACUGAUCCAGUCGGGAGACAGGGCCGCAUUCUCCGACAACAUCUCCUCUGCGCUCUUCCGACGAUGGCUAAGACUCUACCUGCCAGUUAUCUGCACCACGUUCCUCACAUUCUCUAUGUGGCACGCAUUUGGCGUGCUGGCGAACUUCCAACCCCAGCGCAACUUCCGGGACGAGCUUUGGAACUGGUAUAUUGAGUUCAAAAGCUUUAGCUUCAUAUUUCGACUCGGAGGCGAGCCGUGGCUCAGCUACAAUUUCCAUGUUUGGUCAAUUCCGGAGGAGUUUAAAGGCUCAGUCGUCAUCUAUACAGCACUUGUGUCGUUUUCUAAAUGCACGCGCACAGCACGUUUAUGGGGCGAGACCGCCUUGGUGUAUUAUUUCAUGUGGAUCGUCGACGGCGCGCAUAUGUCCAUGUUCAUGGUCGGCAUGCUACUUUGCGACCUUGAUCUGCUGGCGAUUGGGGACGAUUUACCAUUAUGGCUGAAGAGGCUGAAACCCUACAACGCCUACUUUUUCCCCUGCCUUUUCGCCCUUGGCAUUCUUUUAGGAGGUUGCCCAGCCUUUUCAUGGGAUAUUCAAGUCCUAAGGAGCUCGCCGGGCUGGCGACAUAUCUCGUUCUUGGUUCCACAGGCUGUUUUCGACUACAAGUGGUUCUUCCUCUUCUGGGCUGCAACCUUCGUUGUUGCCUCGGCGCCGCGCUUACCAUGCCUCAAGCGGUUCUUCGAGAGCCGAUUCUGCUUGUAUCUUGGCAGAAUCUCUUUUGCAUUCUACCUUGUUCACGGGCCUAUCCUUUGGACACUGGGCGACAGAUUGUAUGCUGCUACAGGUUGGACACAAGAAUCUCAUGCGCUUGGGAUUCCCGAUUGGGUGAACAAGUUUCCACUGCCGCGUUGGGGCCCAUUCGGGAUGGAGAUCAGCUUCCUGCUUCCGCAUUUGAUCCUGCUACCAGUCACGUUGUGGAUGGCAGAGAUCGCAACAACGCUGUUUGAUGAGCCCAGUAUCAAGUUCUCGUCUUGGAUAUAUAGAAAGGUCACGAAGUCGGAGCCAGGGAAACUCUAG
Molecule: messenger RNA, 1455 nt
Organism: Cyphellophora europaea CBS 101466
Lineage: Eukaryota; Fungi; Ascomycota; Eurotiomycetes; Chaetothyriales; Cyphellophoraceae
Exons: 1
Coding region: 1-1455 (484 amino acids)
Biological process (GO): polysaccharide biosynthetic process
Cellular component (GO): membrane
Molecular function (GO): acyltransferase activity, transferring groups other than amino-acyl groups
Source: RefSeq, a predicted model, not a curated record